Molecule: messenger RNA, 4756 nt
Organism: Amoebophrya sp. A120
Lineage: Eukaryota; Dinophyceae; Syndiniales; Amoebophryaceae
Source: the annotation of a GenBank genome assembly
CGCGCAUGUUGUAGUUCUUUGCGUCGAGGUGAUUGUGAUAGAUAUCAGCAACAAAAAGAACGAAUAGAGUUGAGAACAUCAACAUAGAGAUUUUGUUCUCGCGCUCGGAUUUACGUGGCGAUUAGUGCGGCUACAAGUUUUGUUUGAAGUACGCUAAAAGUAGAGAGAGGUAAUGUAGUACGCAAGAGCCGGUGAAUCCAAUCUCGGAGGGGCGCGACGUGGGUUCACAGAAUGUGGCACCUGCAGCGUUCUUAAAUAAAGGAUGAUGGUUGGACCGUCGCUUUUUUUUACUCCUAGGCGCGUGAUGAAAGUGCGAUGCGUUUGAUACUGAAAGUAAGAAUACAGAUUUGAAAUUUUUGAAGCAACUAUGGCGACAGUAUCCGAGUUUCCUAAAAAAAGGUAGAAUUUGCGACGACAGCGACAGGAGAGUGGAGUCGUUCUUUUCGCUGCCUUUGAAACAGGAAAAGAGGGCGUCGUGUCCUCUAGCUAUUUUUUUCCAACGGAGCCCGAUCAUCUUUCCGCAUAAAAUACGACACCGGGCGAGAUAAGUAGCCGGAAUCUGCUCCGUUGUCGACCCAAUCUGGAUAAUUAACCUUCGAAGGACCAGGUCGUGUUGUAAGUAGCGUUUGACGAGACGAGGCGGUCCUUUCAUCGACGUGGUUGCAAACUCGUCUCAGUACAAGAACUACUGCCAGUACUUCUAAACAGAAGGGAGCGCGACCGCUACUCGCGCCUCUGCCUUGACGGCCAGUCCUCGCCGGUGGAGCAGGAUGGCAUCGAGUGACGGGGGUGCCCGGCGGGCGUGCAGCAAUGCGUCUAUCGGUCACUACAUCCUGGGGAAGACCAUUGGCGAAGGCACCUUUGGAAAAGUCAAGCUCGGCACACACAUUUUGACAGGAGAGAAAGUACUAUACUUCUAAACGAAAACGAUGGGUUCUUGCUCUUCCUGUUGAACUUCUCAAUCUCAUCUUCUACUUCUACUUCUAGUAAAUCUAAAUUCGAAAUAAAAAAAAGCUGCAAUUUUUUUUGAAGCCCAAGUGAAGUCGUACAUUUGCACAAAGUUUUUACAUUCGUACCUUGACAGGUUGCCGUGAAGAUCCUGGAGAAGGAACGAAUAGUGGAUGUGGCAGAUGUGGAGCGGGUCGCACGGGAGAUCCACAUCUUGAAGUUGAUCCGGCACCCGCACAUCAUUCAACUGUACGAAAUCAUCGAGACGCCCAAACAGCUCUACCUCAUCAUGGAGUUUGCCUCCGGUGGCGAGCUCUUCGACUACAUCGUUGCGCAAUGCCGGGUCAAGGAAAGAGAAGCGGUAGUACCAGGGAGAGAGAGAGAGAAAUAAUUGUUCAGUUGUUUUGAGAUCGAAGACGAAGACCACGCUGGUUUGGGCUUCGCUCCUGAGCGAUGAAAACUCAGGCGUGACUAUGGGGGUGCCGAUGGUUUUCUUGCACUCUUGCAUAAUGUCUUUAAGAAAAAUACAAAUUGGACAUACUUAACUCUAAUGCAUCAAUAUCACAUCAGGUGAAGUUCUUCCACCAGAUUCUGAACGGAGUGGAGAAGAUUCACAGCAUGCGUGUGGUGCACCGCGACCUAAAGCCGGAGAACUUACUUUUGGAUUCGCACAAAAACAUAAAAAUCGUCGACUUUGGUCUCUCGAACACCUACAAGCCGGGACAGCUGCUCAAGACCGCGUGUGGAUCACCCUGUUACGCCGCACCGGAAAUGGUACGCUGCAAUUCACUGAAUUUGGACCAAUAAAAAAAAUCGAACACGAUUCCUAUGCUUGUUACAAAGAAAGCGGGUGGACUGAUGGUAUUAAGGAGGCAUGAUAUGUUGAUUGUCUCGUACCACUCAAAACCUGCAGAUCGCCGGAAAAAAGUAUGCGCCGAUGAUGUGCGACAUUUGGAGUUGCGGGGUGAUUUUGUUCGCCCUGGUGUGUGGCUACUUGCCGUUUGAGGACCAGAACACCGCGGCUCUGUACAAGAAAAUCCUCGGGGCCGACUACCAGACACCCAAGUUUAUCUCGCAGAGCGUCAAUGAUUUAAUCUCCGGAAUGCUGACCACCGACCCAGCAAAACGAAUGACCGCCGCGCAGAUCAAGCAGCACCCAUGGUACACGAAACCAAUUACAAUUUUUACGUGUGUAGAUUUGUAGUUGUAUUUUUUCGUUGAGAUAGAAGUUAGUAUGAGUAUCCCUUUCUCUUCCCGGUCGCACUCACACUCUACUAGAAUUUUCAUUUCGGUGGUGAAGUGAUGUACGUGGCUUACAUGAUAAAACAGAUGUUGUAGAGGGAUAACCCCACGUAUUUUUAUACUCGUACAAAAGCAAGGAACGCGAUUGCUCCGCUAGGUAUCGGGGACUGUUCGGAACUACGGCGGACAUGGCUACGCGACCAUCAGACCUUCACUUUCUUACCGGCAGGGGUUGCGAAGUGCCCGACUGUUCCUACUGCUUGCAGGCAGACUCCAAGGACGGAAGUAUCGUCAUUGAGGAGGACAUCCUCAGCGCGCUCGAUCGCUAUGGGUUCCCGAGGGGUAAUAUUGUUUUUAUUUCAUUCAUCUGGUUCUGGUGGAGCUCGGGAAAUCGGAGUUGUGGCACUUGAUGUUCCGCUCGUAAUUGUGAUGUUUACUAAAACUCUUACUUACUUGAGUUGCAAAGCAGUCCGUCGACCGACUCAAACAGCGCACACCAAAAAUACGACAAAAAACAGAAGGAAAAUACUAAUACUUACCAUGAAAACAUCAAAACGAAAACAGAAUACGCCGUUAAGUGCCUGGAGAUGAAUAAGCACAAUCAUGUGACGACGACCUACUACCUGCUUGCCCGACGAAAGUUCCGCGCCAUCCAAUCGGAGGACGAUCUGCAACCACUGCAGGAGCUACAGGACACGACCAGUGGUGGACAACUACCACCCGGUAGUAGUGCCAGAAAUAACCCCAACAUCCAGGAGGGCAUUCCCAUCUACAACAUCAACCCCAACCCGCAAGCAAAUAAGGUGGUCCCCGCGUUAAAAAUAGGUACCAGCGCCGCCACCACGAGCACGCGGCCGCCGGACUUCUCGCCAUGGGACCAGUUUAGCUUCCCUCCACCCAGCGCGCGCGGACCACCAGGUGGUGUUCCGGCAGCAGCAGCCCUCGGUGGAGUGGUACCACCGCCCAUGAGCGCACGAGGCCCUGGUCCAAAUGGUGGUCAACACCAUCAAGGACGACAGCACUACGAGCAGUAUUCCGCCAAUAACAACGGUGCGAGCAGAGGACCUCCAGGUGGACCGAUUGCAGGUGUCGCGCCGGGAAGUAGUACAACAAGUUCUACGCAUCAUGCUGCAUCGGGAAACAAGUACAGCACGCGGCCGAGCAGUCAGGACCCGCGCAGCAAAGUAGUACAGCAACCCGGCGGCACAUCAACUACCGGUGGAUACGUGACGCCGCGGCAGCCGGGGGCGGUGAGCAGUCGCGGGCCUCGCCCAGGCUCGUCCUCGGGAGUGAACGGCGCCAGCCCGGUGGUUUUGAAACCAAACUACGCACCGACGACAAGACCCGUGUCGUCCUCGGGCGGACGCGGCGGUACCUACUCAGCUCGCGGAGCUUCCGCUGGAGCGGGUGGGGGCGUCGGCGGCCGGGAGCAUCCGGGUCGCAUCAACACGUCGCGCGGGGUGUCGGCAAACGGGCCCAGAAUAGGAACAACUGCGGCGGGUGGAGGUGGCAACAUAAACAAAUCCGGCACGGCAGGACACCCGCCAGGUGCAAGUCCAAGUCCAGCUGCUGGGGGCGGUGGCGGGGGGCCCACCUCUAGCUCCUUCGCCAGCGGCUCCCAGACCGCACGGGGUACUAGUGCGGGAGGUGGACCAUCAAUGGACCACCGAAUGGUCGGUAGCGGUGUAACCAACAUCCGGCCCUCAACGCGGAUCGCGACGCCCGCAAACGUGAGUGUCGUACAGCCGAGUCUCGGAGUUCCACUGCAGCCGUCCGGGUGGAGACCCACUAGCCAGGUUCGGGUGCCGCUGUCGGCCCGCACACACGCCGAGCAUCCGGUGCGGACCGGCGUGAGCCAGCCUCCGCUCUCCGCACGGGGGUAUGGACGCCCGGUUGCCUACAGCAACUGCGAUGUGGUGCAGACGUCGACGAAGAGCGCCCGACAAAUCGCACAGGAGCUGCAGCGGGCGCUGACGCAGCAGCGGGUCAUGUUCAAACUCGGCCACACCGGCGUCAACAACGGCACUGUGAUCAAAUGCCAAAAACAAUACGUAUAAAUCUUGCCCAUUGAAAUUAUGCCAUAGCUCAAUAAACUCGUCAGAAAUCGUUCUAUCCUUGCUGGCAUCUUCAGGGAGGACUCUCCUUUCCUCCAAUACACCCUUGCUGACACUGACCAUUAACUUUUGAUUUUGCUUGCACUUCGACUUAUUCCGUGGUUGUAGCCACUUCAGGCAUAAGCACUAAAAAUUCCUCGUGAAGAAAGAACAUUUCAUUUCGUUUUCCUUUUCCUUCAGGUGAAAUUUGACCUGGAGAUAUCCGGCGGGCUGGAGGGUGUGGAUUCGCACAUGGUCAAGUUUCGGCGCACGGGCGGGGAUCUGACCCAGUAUAAAGAAAUCUGCCAUUAUGGAAGUGUCAGGAUUGAAAGCGACAAAAUUGAAAUAAUCUGUGAUGCAUAAAAUGCAAGGCACGAAAACGAAAAGACUGUCUUGCAGGGAUCGCAAGUAAGGCCGAUUGUGAGCCUGUUUCGGGUUUGGGAUAGAACUGCUAAAGUAGCACGAAAAAGGAU